This is a messenger RNA of Perognathus longimembris pacificus (Pacific pocket mouse), 3090 nucleotides long. It is a transcript of the gene Arhgap24, whose product is annotated as Rho GTPase activating protein 24. Gene Ontology annotation, biological process: activation of GTPase activity; negative regulation of Rac protein signal transduction; negative regulation of ruffle assembly. The coding region runs from base 860 to 2830 and encodes 656 amino acids. The transcript has 7 exons. The record is from RefSeq and is a predicted model, not a curated record. Gene Ontology annotation, cellular component: focal adhesion. Gene Ontology annotation, molecular function: GTPase activator activity. NCBI's taxonomy places the organism in Eukaryota, Metazoa, Chordata, Mammalia, Rodentia, Heteromyidae.
ACUGGAGGCAGCCGCAGCCGCAGCAGCAGCAACCACAGCUGUGAGGCCAGCCGCCGCCCUGCCCUGCCAGCUCCCGCCCAGCUCUCAUUGAGAAAAGGGGAACAGAAGCAGGAGGAGGGCGAGGAGAAGCUCCCUGCAAACCCCCCAGCCUCCUCCCGCACAGCCUCCCCCUACACAGCCUCCCGGAGGAGGCGCUGGAGGAUUCUGACGUGGUGAUUCCUGGGGAGGUGGAAGACAGAAGGGAAAGCCCCGCAGAGAUCAUCAAAGGCUGAGGAGCGCUGUGAAAGGAGCGGGAGGGUCCCUCUGCAAGGGCUCCAACAGGCACUGAAACAUGUCAGCUUUCUGGAAAAGGUGCCAGGCUUCUCCUCCCCUCUUGCUCAGAUGAAGGGAGCCAUCAAGGACUGUCCUGAAGUGUUCCAGAGGGGCCUGAGGCCCCUGGCAUAGGGCUCUUUGCUGACUUCCCCAAAGGAAUCUCAGUCCAGCUGAGAAGAUAGUCCUUAAUAAAACAAAACCAAACUAAACAAUUCCUGCUGAUCAAAUGGGAGGUGAAGCUUGCUUGCUGCAGUACUUUUCUGUGAUCUUUUGAAAUGUCUGCAAAAACCUAAAAAAAAAAUCUAAAAAGCUCCUUGGAUUAGAGAAAAGUAAAAGAAGGAGACUUCUUUUCCCCCAGAAAGGAGUAAAUGAGAAUUGGUGACAUACCCUUGAGCCAGGACCUGGAUAAUUAAAACCCUGGAGUUCUACUGAUCAGCACUUCACCCUCACAAAUAAACAAACAUGCGAAGGAGUGACUGUGGAGUUCUGCACUGAGGCAGGUUUUAAAGAAGGCUGAACUGGAGUGGGGUUAGAACGUGGGGCCUAUAUGAUGCCUGAAGAUCGAAAUUCUGGGGGACGCCCCUCAAGUGCCUUAACAUCAACUCCUUUCAUUCCUAAAACGACAUACAGAAGAAUCAAAAGAUGCUUUAGUUUUCGGAAAGGCAUAUUUGGGCAGAAACUAGAAGACACUGUCCGUUACGAGAAGAGAUAUGGGAACCGCCUUGCGCCCAUGUUGGUGGAGCAGUGCGUAGACUUCAUCCGGCAGAGGGGGCUGAAAGAGGAGGGCCUCUUUCGCCUUCCAGGCCAGGCGAAUCUUGUCAAGGAGCUCCAGGAUGCCUUUGACUGUGGAGAGAAGCCAUCAUUUGACAGCAACACUGAUGUGCACACGGUGGCAUCCCUCCUUAAGCUUUAUCUCCGAGAACUACCAGAACCAGUUAUUCCUUAUGCCAAAUAUGAGGACUUCUUGUCAUGUGCCAAACUGCUCAGCAAAGAAGAGGAAUCUGGUGUGAUGGAAUUAGCAAAGCAGGUGAAGAGUUUGCCAGUGGUGAAUUACAACCUCCUCAAGUAUAUUUGCAGGUUCUUGGAUGAAGUACAGUCCUAUUCGGGCAUUAACAAAAUGAGUGCACAGAACUUGGCAACUGUCUUUGGUCCUAAUAUCUUACGCCCCAAGGUGGAAGACCCACUGACCAUCAUGGAGGGUACUGUGGUGGUCCAGCAAUUGAUGUCAAUGAUGAUUAGUAAACACGAUCGCCUCUUCCCUAAAGAUACAGAGCUUCAAAGCAGGCCCCAGGAUGGAAUAAGUAACAAUAACGACAUUCAAAGGAAAGCCACCGUGAAUCAGAUGCAGAACAAGGAGAACAAUAACACCAAGGAGAGCCCGGGUAGGCAGUGCUCUUGGGACAAGUCUGAGUCUCCACAGAGAGGUAGCAUGGAUGAAGGAUCCCCCACAGCCUUGUCAGGCAGCAAAACCAACAGUCCAAGGAACAGCGUCCACAAGCUCGAUGUCUCCAGGAGCCCCCCUCUCAUGGUGAAGAAGAACCCUGCCUUCAAUAAGGGGAGUGGAAUCGUCACCAAUGGCUCUUUCAGCAGCAGUAAUGCAGAAGGUCUGGAGAAGGCGCAAACCACCCCAAAUGGGAGCUUACAGGCCAGAAGGACCUCUUCGCUGAAAGGAUCUGGCACCAAAAUGGGCACCCACAGCGUCCAGAAUGGAACGGUGCGCAUGGGUAUUUUGAACACUGAAGCACUUGGAACCCCUGCGAAUGGCCGCACCAUGAGCUGGCUGCCCAAUGGCUAUGUCACCUUACGGGACAAUAAGCAGAAGGAGCAAGGUGGGGAGUCGGGCCAGCACCACAGGCUCUCCACGUACGACAACGUCCACCAGCAAUUCUCCAUGAUGAACCUGGAUGACAAACAGAGUGUGGACAGCGCCACCUGGUCCACAUCUUCCUGCGAAAUCUCCCUCCCCGAGAACUCCAACUCCUGUCGCUCCUCCACCACCACCUGCCCAGAGCAAGACUUUUAUGGGGGGAAUUUCGAAGAUCCUGUGCUGGAUGGACCUUCCCAUGAUGACAUUUCUCACCCUGGGGACUACGAAAACAAAAGCGACCAUAGGAGUGUGGGAGGUCGAAGUAGUCGUGCCACCAGCAGCAGUGACAACAGUGAGACAUUUGUGGCUAACAACACCAGCAACCACAGUGCAUUGCACAGUUUAGUUUCUAGCCUGAAACAGGAAAUGACCAAACAGAAGAUAGAGUAUGAGUCCAGGAUAAAGAGCUUAGAACAGCGAAAUUUGACUUUGGAAACAGAAAUGAUGAGCCUCCAUGAUGAACUAGAUCAAGAAAGGAAAAAGUUCACAAUGAUAGAAAUCAAAAUGCGAAAUGCCGAGCGAGCAAAAGAAGAUGCUGAGAAAAGGAAUGACAUGCUCCAGAAGGAAAUGGAGCAGUUUUUUUCCACAUUUGGAGAGCUGACGGUGGAACCUAGGAGAACCGAGAGAGGAAACACGAUAUGGAUCCAGUGAGCCUGCUUUCUCUGCCAUCCCUGACAGCUCUAGAAAAGACUGGAGAUUUCAAUGGUCACCCACAUGGUACCAGGUGGCUGGUCACCUGGCUGUUCAGAGUGCUAACUGGUCAAGGAGUAUCAUUUAUAGACAUUAACUAUCCAUACCUGCAGUGUGUACCAAAGUUAUAUCAUCCUUCAUAAUGCUACUGUCAAGUGUUACAACUGGAUAUGUGUAUAUAGAGUAGUUUUGAAAAAGUGAACUAAAAAUAAGAAGCAUAU